This is a messenger RNA of Ostrea edulis (European flat oyster), 1843 nucleotides long. Its product is annotated as vacuolar protein-sorting-associated protein 25-like. Bases 858 to 1406 code for a protein of 182 amino acids. The transcript has 6 exons. The record is from RefSeq and is a predicted model, not a curated record. Gene Ontology annotation, cellular component: ESCRT II complex. Lineage: Eukaryota; Metazoa; Mollusca; Bivalvia; Ostreida; Ostreidae. Gene Ontology annotation, molecular function: protein homodimerization activity; structural molecule activity. Gene Ontology annotation, biological process: protein transport to vacuole involved in ubiquitin-dependent protein catabolic process via the multivesicular body sorting pathway.
CUGACACUAAUUUUAAUACCAACCUGUCCCUUCGGACAAGUUAACAUGAAAUUUAGGUUGUCCGAAUGGAAAAUGUACUUGUCCGAAACUGACCAACAAAAAACUGUAAUGUAUAUGCAUUGCAUUCUCAUGAGUGUUUUUUUUAUUAAUAGUGUUACCCUGGUUUUCUUGUGAUCUCCAUGUGAAAUCAUUAAUUAAUAAUAAUGUAUUGAAUGGUUUCAAAACUCCUGUCACUCAGACAGCAAUCUAUGUAUAUACAUUUUUACCUUAAUGUUUGCAGGCAGAACACUUAGUUACAGACAGAAGUUCUUACGUCGUAAUAUGUUUUAUUUAAGACUAUAAUGGAUCAAAUAAUCAGAGAAUAUUCCCCUUAAAUUCUUUUUAAUAAAUUAUUAUUUGAUAACCUAUUGAUAAUUUUUCAUUUUGGACAUGUUUUUCGUAAAAAUUAUUGAAUUUUAACUUCGGAAAAAGUGUUCUAUAUCUGUUUGUUCACUUCCAAGAAUCACGCGACAAUAGAGACAUCUGAUUGGCGCGAUUAAAAUACACCGUGAAGCUGAUUGGUCGAUAUUAAUGAACAAUCUAAAUUUAGAUCAGGGAAAACCAGAAAAACGCCAUAUUGAUUAUCAGAUGAUUUCUAUCGACGAGAUGUACUUCAAAAACUUUAAGGACUCUUUUCACGUAGAAUUUAUUAAAAUUUCACGGAUACCCUUCAUUUAUUUUUGGUUGUCCCAUCGGACAGGUAAACUACAGAACUUAGUUGUCCGACCACCGUUUUAAGUUGUCCCGGACAAUCGGACAGCCGUUAGUGUCAGUCCCUGUACUCAUGUCAGUUUUUGUCCGGUCUCAGCAACCCGAUUAUGCUAGGCAAUCAUCGUUCCCAUGUCUGUGUAUAUGACGCAAUGACGGUUUAUACGAAACGCUCAUUAAUUCAACCAAACCUUGACACAAGGAAGAAGCAGCUUGAGGCUUGGUGUGCCCUUGUUCUGGAUUACCACAAAAAAACCAAAUCAUACAGUAUAGAUGUCACCGAGAUUCAGUCCUCACCACUCUUUUUCAACAAAAAAUUGAACCGCAAAUUACCUGUUGAUGGAAUUCAUACUGUGUUUGAAGAGUUAAGAAAACAAGGUCAUAUAGAAUGGAAGGACCCUAAAACCAGGAAACAGGGACUGUUGAUGUGGAGAACUCCUGAUGAGUGGGGGAAACUAAUUUAUAGCUGGGUAACGUCCAAGAGUUUACAGAACUCUGUGUGUACUUUGUAUGAAUUAUCAGAGGGGGAGGAGUCGGAAGGAACAGAAUUUCAUGGACUAGAAAAAUGGCUAUUACUAAGAGCACUGCAGACUCUUCAGGAUCAGGGGAAAGCAGAACUAAUGAACUUCGAUGGGAAUGAAGGAGUGAAAUUUUUUUAGUGCUGAUAAAAUAAGCAUAAAUUUCAUUUGAGUACUGCCAGGACACAAAGACUGGUCUACCAGCUAGAGUCGGAGCUUUCAGUGAAAGAACCCUCUUUUUAUUUUAUAAGUGAUCAAGAUGCUCUUUGUAACAAAAUAUCAACAAAAGGUUUCGAUUCUUUUGCAAUGUAUUGAUCAAUUAUUAAUUUAUUUCUUGUCAUAAUUAGAUAAGUUAUAUGUUACAUGUAUAUACCUGUAUUGAGCACUCUCUUUCUUUUCUUUAGUCAUCCAUGUUAAUUCUAUCAGUUUGUUGGUUAACUUGUGAUAAUACAUGUGCAUGUGUACAAUGGAAGUUUCACUUUUUUUGACAAUUUUGUUUUAUAAAAUUGCUGACAUAGACCGCGUUUACAUGUUACUGAUAAUAUUGAUUUUUGUAAUAAAUCUCUACCUAUAAAACA